AUGAAAGAUGAGGUAGGUCCAAACUGGAUGAAGAAGAACCCAAAGCAGACGCACGUAUCGUCCCAAUCUGUGCGUUCUAUAUUUGAAGCAUCUCCCAAUGAAAAAUUCCGGAACUGUUGGGAAAAUCUCCUAAAGCUCGAACAGAACAACAUAUGUAGUUUAUUCGAGUCACUAGAUACAGUAAAGUUUCGCGAAGAAACAUGGACGAAGAAGAACUCGAAGAAGAAAAAAAUAGGAUCAGGAAUAACGAGGAUCCUGGAAAAUGGACGAGUGUUUGAAAAAUGUGCAGUGAACUAUUCGUGUGUGUAUGGAACCAUUGACAGGGAAACUGCCAAACAGAUGUGCGUCAAUCAGUACAAUAAAGAAUACAUCAAUAGCAAGGAAAUUUGCUUCACAGAUGAUCUUAACCAAGUUAUUUCUCGUAUAAUAAACAAUGGAGGGUUAAAGAUAGUUAGAGAGAAAUACAAAUACUAUGCUUCUGGGUUGUCUAUCAUUGCACAUCCCGUGAACCCCAAUGCGCCCUCCAUCCACAUGAACUUUCGCUUUUUUCAAGUAUUCAUCAAAACGGGGCGUAAAAAAAAGAAAAACACCCCAGGGGUGAAUAGUAACAAUACGCCAUAUAGGAACGCCAAUCUGGUAAGCAGCGUCAGCGCAAAUGCCUAUCCCGCUACCAAUAAAGGAUGCCAAAAUGGACAGGCCACCAGUAUAAACGCAGGUGUUAGCAGCGCUGCCACUGCGAAGAGUCAUAUAGAUAACAACUACCGAAGUUUGAAACAUUGGUUUGGGGGAGGAUGUGACUUAAGUCCUAGUUAUAUUUUCCCAGAAUUAUUCAUCCACUUUCAUCACUCCUUUAAGGUAGUCUGCGAUAAGUAUAAUCACUUAUUUUACAAAUAUUUCAAAAAAUGGUGUGACAUGUAUUUUCGAAUUCGGCACAGAAAUAUGAGCAGAGGAAUUGGGGGGAUAUUUUUCGACAAUUUAUUGGACAACACUAUAAAGACAAAGACAAAAGGGAAAGCGAAAAAUGGCAAAGCAAAGGAACUGCAAAAUAUAAGCAUCAACCUUAGCAACAGAAACGGAAAUAACUUAAACGCCAACUAUAAUAACAGUCAUACGAAUAAAAAACUUCCCUCCGAUGAGAGGCCAUGUAAAUGUCAUAGCUGCAACCCCAUCAUGGAUAACAGCUACAGAAUGAUAUUCUUAUUUGUCCAAGAGUGCAUCAUCAAUUUUCGUAAAUCCUACCUCUACAUUCUCGCCCAGACAAUUCAUUGUAAGUAUGACGACAACAUGGUUAACUGGCAACGUGUCUGCCGGGGCAGAUACGCAGAGUUCAAUUUAUUAUAUGACCGGGGCACGAAAUUUGGACUCGAAUUAAAUACUUACAAAACUUAUAAGAGAAAAAAACAAGCAGACAAAAUUGACAAUUAUGCCUCCACCUUUUUGAAGGAUGAAGUUUUUUCUGACCAAAAUUCUGACUACGUCUCAGAUGAGCAUGAAAAGAUCGACAACGUUUUUUCCUCCCUCCCUCUGAAAUGCGAAUUUUUUUACAAGUACAAAAUUGUGAAGUUUUCGCGCGAGCAUGAGACGCUGCAGGUGUUGAAGCAUCCAAAGCGGUGGGUCGACUAUUAG
Plasmodium coatneyi is the source of this 1626-nucleotide messenger RNA. RefSeq lists its product as uncharacterized. Lineage: Eukaryota; Apicomplexa; Aconoidasida; Haemosporida; Plasmodiidae. Gene Ontology annotation, cellular component: cytoplasm. Bases 1 to 1626 code for a protein of 541 amino acids. The transcript is spliced from 2 exons. The record is from RefSeq and is a predicted model, not a curated record. Gene Ontology annotation, molecular function: coproporphyrinogen oxidase activity.